UCGUUGUUAUUCGUUCGCCGCGAACGGUAAUAUUUGCAAAACUCCUAAUUAUUCGCGAUAUAUACAUAUAUAUUGUUCGCUUCGAACGCUUUAUUUAAAACGCAUUAGGGAUAUUAUAGGCGUUUUACUAAACUAAAGUAAAAUUGCAGUAUCAGUUCUAUAGCAUACUAUAGUUUUGCAUAUAAAUAACUAUUUGGUGAAAUACUAGUGUUCGCACAAGUCUGCAAAAUCAAAUAAGGCAAAGUUUUUUACUUAAAACAGUCUUGUUUUUUUAUUUCAAACGGAUAAUUUGAAUAGUGGGAGUUCCAACCGAUAUUAAAUCAAGUUAUUAGUUGAUUGGAGCCCUCUUAUAAUUUCAUUGUUUGAGUUUGUGUUUGUGAGCAUAGACGUUUUAAUAGUAUUCACUUGCUUUAAAUACAUUUUAAACACAAAAAAAGUAUAUUUCUAUAUACUACGCUCACUACAAAUCACGUAAAUUUACAACGCACAUAUCCAGCCGUCCGUCGUUGAGUGUUAUAUUUAUAAAUAAACAAGAAGUGAAGAUUUACAACCAGAACGCGUAUAAAAAGCGCCCAGAAAGUACACAUACUAAAAGCCAACAAGAUGACCUCGACUCCACCAAAAAUGGGCGAAGAUUUGCUUGGCGAAUCUUGGAUUGAGCUGAGCAGUGCCGCUACAAUGGCUGGCGUGAAGAGUCCCGAUAGAAUCACACCAUUGCCUUUCGCAAGUGGCGAAGAAUAUUUACGUUUGCUGCGCGAGGCGCAACGCGAAUCAAAUCAAUCCAGUCGUGUUGUCUCCCUAGCCAGCUCGCGACGUGAUACACCCAGGGAUAGCCCGAAAUCACCACCAAACAGUCCAAACACCGAACUCACACCUGACGAGGAACUCAAAAAUGUCUACAUAAAUUAUUGGAGCAAGGAUGGCGAUAGUCACAAAGACACCGAUUGGCUGGAUGAAUGGAAUAGUCGACCGGAUCAACAACCACCAAAAGAUUGGAAGUUUGAACAUCCACAAAAGAAGAAGAGCUCUGGUUAUUCCAUACGUUUGACACGUGUAGGCAAGAAUUCGCUCUUCUCCAGAGAAAUACUAUACUCGCUCAUACUGUCGAAUGUACUAUCCUUGCUAUUGGGCGCUGGACUUGGCUUAUGGCUCAGCAAACGUGGCAUACUCUUGACCCGUGUCGUCAUUGACUGAACUGAAUGUUAAAGAAAAGUGAUCUAUAUACAUACAUAUUAUACUAAUUUUAUAAUUUUAAACGGAGCGUAAAGCAAAAGCUAAAGAGGAGCGAAAAAAAUGAUACAAAAGCAACAUUUAAAUAUUUGUAAUAAAUAUGAAAUUGAAGAUUUAAACAAAAUACGCGAUGUAAUUGAAAAUUGUUAGGGAGGGAGCUAACAGACAAUGAAGAUAAUGCAUAAAAAGGAAUAAACAACAAUAAACAAAACAUAUUUUCAUACCAACAAAACAAUAAAGCGGAAUUAAAAAGGCGGUGAAGUUAUUUAUAGCAAAGCGUA
This is a messenger RNA of Zeugodacus cucurbitae (melon fly), 1511 nucleotides long. It is a transcript of the gene BNIP3, whose product is annotated as BCL2/adenovirus E1B 19 kDa protein-interacting protein 3. NCBI's taxonomy places the organism in Eukaryota, Metazoa, Arthropoda, Insecta, Diptera, Tephritidae. Gene Ontology annotation, biological process: positive regulation of apoptotic process; mitochondrial outer membrane permeabilization. The transcript is spliced from 6 exons. Bases 604 to 1194 code for a protein of 196 amino acids. The record is from RefSeq and is a predicted model, not a curated record. Gene Ontology annotation, cellular component: nucleus; mitochondrial envelope; mitochondrial outer membrane.